Messenger RNA from Lycium ferocissimum, 2847 nucleotides. RefSeq lists its product as uncharacterized. The transcript has 4 exons. Gene Ontology annotation, molecular function: RNA-DNA hybrid ribonuclease activity; nucleic acid binding. The coding region runs from base 1 to 2847 and encodes 948 amino acids. The record is from RefSeq and is a predicted model, not a curated record. Lineage: Eukaryota; Viridiplantae; Streptophyta; Magnoliopsida; Solanales; Solanaceae.
AUGAGCAGUGAGAGUUCAGCAGGUCCUGAUGGUUUCAAUGGCAAGUUCUUUCAGGUAUGUUGGGACAUUAUAGAGGAUGAUAUUUAUGCUUUUGUCAAUGAAUUUUUCUUGGGAAAGAACCUCACCAAAUUUUAUACUCAUACUUGUUUGGCUCUGAUCCCUAAGAUAGACUCGCCUAAUAGCUUUUCUGAUCUCAGGCCUAUAAGUUUGAGCAACUUCUCUAACAAAAUCAUUUCCAAAAUUUUAGCCAAUAGAUUAAAUCCCUUACUUCCUGCUCUUAUAUCUGAGAACCAAAGUGGUUUGAUUUCUGGUAGACUUAUCACAGAUAAUGUGAUGUUGACACAAGAAAUUGUCCACAAUAUUUCAAAGAAUAACAAAAGGGGGAAUGUUGUUCUUAAGCUGGAUAUGGCUAAAGCCUAUGAUAGGCUGCAUGGUUUCUUCACUUCUUCUCAUGGUUUAAAAGAGGGAGACCCUAUUUCCCCUUCACUGUUUGUGCUAGUUGUUGAAGUUUUGUCAAGAUCACUCAAUAAUCUUCUUUUGAAUCCUAAUUUCAUCCCCUUCACCAUGAACAGAAAUGGACCCCAAAUUACUCACCUUGCUUAUGCUGAUGACAUUGUCAUCUUCAGUAGUGGGAACACCAAAUCUGUCAAACUGGUCAUGAAGCAAAUAGUCAAGUAUGAGAGGGUCUCUGGACAGUUGGUUAAUCCUGAUAAAAGUUGUUUUCUAACUUGUCCAAAAACUUGUGCUUAUAGAAUCAACAGAUUAAGAAAGUGUACUGGUUUCAUGGACAAAGAAUUCCCUUUUACUUACCUUGGGUGCCCCAUAUAUAUUGGAAAGAAGAAAAUUAGCUACUUUGAUAGUAUGGUGACUAAAGUUUUUAAAAGGCUAAAUGGUUGGCAAGGAAACAUGCUAUCUUGUGGGGGUAGACAGAUUCUAAUCAAAAGUGUGAUCCAAGCUCUUCCUACUUAUAUUCUCAGUGCCAUUAAUCCUCCAAAAAGAACUUUGGAACUUAUUGAAAAACAUAUGUGUAACUUUUUUUGGGGGACUGAUAAUGGUAAAAACAAGUACCACUGGUGUGAUUGGGAUAAGCUUUGUUUCCCCAAAGAUGAAUCUGGUAUUGUCAUCAGGAAUAUGAUGGAUAUCUCAAAUACUCUUGCUGUUAAGAGAUGGUGGAGAUUUAGAUCAAUGAAUUCACUGUGGGCUGAUUUUCUAAAGGCAAAAUAUUGCAUCAGAAAACAUCAUAUUGCUAAGAAAUGGGUUCCUGGUGACUCUCAGGCAUGGAAACAUUUGCUAUGGGCAAGAGACAAAAGUGAAAAGUGCAUUAACUGGAAAAUCAACUCUGGAGAUUGUAAUUUUUGGUGGGAUGACUGGACAGGAAUGGGCCCUUUAGCUCAAAUAUGUCCUGACUUCAUGAUUGGUAAUGGACAAAGGAUCAAGGUGAGAGAUUUUAUGAACAAUAAUAGGUGGAAUGUCCAGAAGCUCUACAACACCAUACCAGAUCACAUUGCUCUUUUCAUUAGGUCUGUUGGUAUUGGGGAUGUGAAUGACAGGGAUUAUGCAGUUUGGAAGGCUACUGAUAAUGGUCAAUAUUCAAAUAAAUUUGCUUGGACCAUUAUUAGAAGUCUUAGACAAAAAGCACCUUUGAUUACUAGGAUCUGGCACAAUGCAGUUCCCUUCAAGAUCUCUUUCCUUAGUUGGAGACUGUUACACAACAAACUACCUUUCAAAGAUGCUGUGGCUAAAUUCGGUAAACAAGGCUUCAAAGACUGUAUAUGUUGCAUCUCACCACAAGAUGAAACACCUCAACAUGCUUUAUUGAAGGAAACGUUGCUCAUCAUCUGUGGAACAAAAUUGGAGCCCCUUUGGGCUUUAAACAUCACAAUAUGCCUUUUAGAGGUUUACUUGAAGAAUGGUGGAAUAGAAAAGCCAAAAACAAGAUUUGGGGAACAAAAGAAGUUUGAUUUAUACAAGAUGGAAAUGCAAAUCACCUGGAACAUGAAAGCUGCAAUAACUGUUGCAUAUCCCAACAUCAAUGUAGAAGGCAACUGGUGUAACUGUUGUGAUAUGAUUGAAAAACUUAGCCCUGUGGUAAAAUGCAUCCCUGUAUGUUGGAGAAAACCAGAGAUGGGAUGGUUUAAACUUAACACUGAUGGCAGUUUUGUGGAUAUUACUAACAGUGCCGGUAUAGGUGGCAUUCUAAGAAAUGAGGAAGGGGAUCUAAUAAUGGCUUUUUCUAUCUCUGUGGACUGUGAGAGUCACAAUAUUGCAGAAGCAUUGGCUGCUGAGCAUGGCAUUAGAUGGUGCAUGAAUCAUGGCUUUGAUAAUGUGCAAAUUGAGCUAGACUCCCAAAUCAUAGUCAAGAUGUUGCUCAACAAAGAUACAGACAACUUGAAGCUCAAGCAGAUCAUCAACAACACAAAUGGCUUUCUUAAAGAUGCAACUGUGCAAAUUUCUCACUGUUACAGAGAGGCUAACAUGGUGGCUGAUUUCCUUGCUAAAAUGGCUUCAACAAGUAGAAGGAGGACCUUAUAUCUUUCUCAAAGGGAUUUACCAAGAGAAGUGAAGGGGCUAAUUCAACUUGAUAAGCAACAACUUCCUACUUUUAGAAGAAGAUUUGAAAAAUGUAACUUCUUUAAAAAGAAAGAAGUUAGGCCCCAAGGAGUUGGAGAAGAAUCAAAAAAGAGUAAUCGAGUGCAGGUUUUACUGCCUCAUGGUGGAGCUUUGCGGGUACCUGAUAGUAAGCACUUCCUAGAUUCAGCACUGAAAUCCUUUGGAUAUCAAACGGAAACUGUCAUUUAUGUUUCAUUAGUGAAUUCUGCUCAUAGUUCCAAAUCCAGAUGCUCCUGA